Messenger RNA from Amphiprion ocellaris (clown anemonefish), 1064 nucleotides. It is a transcript of the gene atoh1b, whose product is annotated as atonal bHLH transcription factor 1b. NCBI's taxonomy places the organism in Eukaryota, Metazoa, Chordata, Actinopteri, Pomacentridae. The record is from RefSeq and is a predicted model, not a curated record. Gene Ontology annotation, molecular function: protein dimerization activity. The coding region runs from base 1 to 693 and encodes 230 amino acids. The transcript has a single exon.
AUGGCCGCAAAAGCAGAGCUCUCAAGCUGGCCAGAAUGCCCGGAGGAUUUCUCUCUGCUGCAGCAGCACAAUUUGGCGCACAUCAACUCCAAAACGUGGAUUUCUUCAAACUCAAUCCAUGCGUUCUCAAGGAGGGACGCAGCCGCAGAUGCAGGCAUCUCGCUGGAGAAACUUGUGCCAGUGAGUAAACUCCCUGACUGCGUUUCUGCUGCAGGCAUCUCAGACUCAGAUGCCAGCAAGGCAGCAGAUGGAGGCAAGACGAGCCUCUUCAGCCCUCAGAGACACAGACGCGUGGCAGCCAAUGCCAGGGAGAGGAGGAGGAUGCACGGCCUCAACAAAGCGUUUGACGAGCUUAGGAGCGUCAUCCCCUCCCUGGAAAAUGAGAAAAAGUUAUCCAAAUAUGACACCCUCCAAAUGGCGCAGAUCUACAUCACGGAGCUGUCUGAGCUGCUGGCUGGAGUGGUUCAUCCGGAGUGCAGAAGUCCGCGUCAGGGCGCAGCGGACAAGACCUCCAGGAGGAGCCUGAUUCACUCCAUAAGGCCGACAGCCAGUGCGCAGACCCCGAACCCGCUGACCGGAGAGCAGAGAGACCCCAGCAACUCCAUCAGCCACCUGAUUAUACUGGGACCUACAUCUGACUUAGAAUCCAACAAAUCAGGGACUUCAUCCAACAGCAGUGAGGAUGAAUCUUAGACUGUCAGUGCCACCGAGGAAGAUCAGGGUUGGAGACAGUAACAGGGAAACCCUGACUUUUAACUGUUUUCCAGACAUUUGCAUGGCAGUAAACAACAGUAGACAUGAUGAUUGUAUGAGUGACACAGUCCUACUGCAUAUUUAUAGCUUAGAUGUUGCACUGCUUAAUGAGAAAAAGUACAGGAAAAACUUUUUAAAAAACGCCCACUAAGAUGUUGUGUGUGGACUCCAGCAGGCCUUUUAUGCACUUUACACAUCCUGAUCCACUGACCUUUCCAGUUUGUCUAAUUGAGAACAAGUAUUUUUCUAUUUAUGUAUAGCCAAGGGGUAUUUUAUGAGGGACGUUUUGCUACAAUAAAGAUAUAAUAAGA